AUGUCCUCAGUCGAACCAUUUGACAUCAAAGCUACUUAUUUAAAGAUACUAGAAGAUGAUAAAGAGUUGACUAUGCCGAUAGCGGCAAUUGAGAGUCUUGUUGAAAUGUUACGUUUAAACAGACCAUCAACAUCAUCAGAAUUGAUCAAUCUUGUUUCGAAAAAUAUUGAUUUGUUAAAAUCCUCCAUACCGAAUAAUAUCUCCCUUUCAGCUGGCUGUGAUUUAUUCAUGAGAUUUAUAUUGAGAAACACAAACAUAUAUAGUGAUUGGGAAUCAUUUCUGCAAAACUUGAUUGAGAAUGGAGAAUUGUUUGUUCAAAGAGCCAAAAUUUCCAGGGAAAAGCUGGCCGAGUUCGGAUUACCCUUUAUUAAAGAUGACGAUGUUAUUCUUGUUCAUAGUUUUUCCCGUGUCGUAUACACACUAUUGCUCAAAGCAAAACAAGAACAAUUAACUAGGUUUAAAGUGUUGGUGACUGAAUCAAGACCCACUGGGAAUGGAUAUGUUAUGGCGGAGAAAUUACGAGAAGCAGACAUCCCAUGUGAAGUAAUUGUUGAUAACGCCGUGGGAUAUGUUUUGCAUAAUGUUGAUAAAAUUAUAGUUGGUGCUGAAGGUGUAGCUGAAAGUGGUGGAAUAAUAAAUCAUAUUGGAACUUAUCAAAUUGGAUGUUUAGCUAAAGUUAAUAAUAAACCAUUUUAUGUGGUUACUGAAUCACAUAAAUUUGUGAGAAUGUUUCCAUUGGCUCCUAAUGAUUUACCAAACAUGAAUUAUAUUGCUUCAUUGAACGAACUGACAGAGGAAAACCAAAGGUACAAGGAGUAUUUUAAUAGCCAUGGUGGUCAGUUUUUAGAUCAUCAUAUUGUUGAUUUCACUCCUCAUGAUUAUAUUACGGCUUUGAUUACCGAUUUGGGUGUUUUGACGCCAUCCGCAGUCAGUGAAGAAUUGAUCAAGAUGUGGUAUGAUUAG
Lodderomyces orthopsilosis Co 90-125 is the source of this 963-nucleotide messenger RNA. It is a transcript of the gene GCN3, whose product is annotated as translation initiation factor eIF2B subunit alpha. Bases 1 to 963 code for a protein of 320 amino acids. Gene Ontology annotation, biological process: translational initiation. NCBI's taxonomy places the organism in Eukaryota, Fungi, Ascomycota, Pichiomycetes, Serinales, Debaryomycetaceae. Gene Ontology annotation, cellular component: eukaryotic translation initiation factor 2B complex. The record is from RefSeq and is a predicted model, not a curated record. The transcript has a single exon. Gene Ontology annotation, molecular function: translation initiation factor activity; guanyl-nucleotide exchange factor activity.